Molecule: messenger RNA, 4607 nt
Organism: Girardinichthys multiradiatus
Lineage: Eukaryota; Metazoa; Chordata; Actinopteri; Cyprinodontiformes; Goodeidae
Gene: dbpa
Product: D site albumin promoter binding protein a
Exons: 5
Coding region: 831-1964 (377 amino acids)
Biological process (GO): regulation of transcription by RNA polymerase II
Cellular component (GO): nucleus
Molecular function (GO): RNA polymerase II cis-regulatory region sequence-specific DNA binding; DNA-binding transcription factor activity, RNA polymerase II-specific
Source: RefSeq, a predicted model, not a curated record
ACGUGACGCGAGCGGCCCGUGUUGGUUCCAGCUGACAGGCGGAGGGAGAAAAGCGAAAACCGAGAAGAAAUGCGCGAGUGUGUGUGCGCGCGUGAAGGUGAGAGAGGGAGGGAGCGCGAGAGAGAGAGGAAAAUAAGAGCCCUCAUCUAGCUGGCUCUCACCACUACUGGAUUUUAUUAUUUUUUCUUUAGGGGGGAUCUCUUUAUUUCUUCCAUCGGAUCAUUUCUAUUAUACUCAACCUCAGAUCUGAUGGAUUAUUCCGCCUUGGAGACUUGCCACCCCCGAUUCUUCAUAUUCUGCUGAUUCUAAUCAUCUUUCUCUGUUCAGUACAUGGGACUACAGUCAGUCGCCUUCUCUUCUGCUUUUAUUAUUACUGUCGCCGUUUGUUGCUCCCAUCUGGAGGGAAUUUUUGUGCAAUCUGUCGAGCUGACAGCCGAGCCGGACCGGUUUUAUAUCCACACGCUCAGAAAGGACUUGGAUCAGUCGUUUAUAAGUGCGGCGCUGCUUGUUUCGAAAGAAAAGCGGUGACAGCAACUCCUAGGGGAUGAAUUAAACCUGCCUAGCAUGCUGCCAUUUUGGAGAUAAAUCCACCCCCCUGUUUUUAAAAUCUCAUUCCUUUUUGCACAUCUUACAUGAGCCGAGGGGAGAGCGGGAUUUCAAUUGAGGAUCUCACGCACGUCUCACCUGUCCGCGCACCAUUUUUACGGCGCGCACGUUAACUACAAUCUCAGAGUGGUUUAUUUUGUUCUUCAGCUCCAACUCUGCAGGUUGCUCCGCUUCACCUCCCUCCACAUAUCCCCUUCUCCUCCUCCUUAUUUCCCCUAGAAGUUAUGUCAAGGCCUCUCACACAGCUCUUGCCGCCGGAUCUCCCUGCAGGGGCCACUAGUCCGCAGUUUGGGGCCAGCAACCCGGCUGGAAGUGGCCCCCAAGGCGGACACCUGACCUCCAUGACCAACCUGAAGUCCCUGCUCCAGCUGCCAAUCAAGGCCGACCAAAGGGUCACCAAGGACUGCUGCGAGAUGAAGGACAAAGACAAACCCCAGGACUCUGACGAGGACUCGCUGGGCAUCAACAACGGAGUGCCCGGCGGGGCAGGAGGAACCCCAGGCUCUGGCCCUCUGCGACCCAACUCCCAGUCCGCCUUCCUGGGCCCACUGCUGUGGGAAAGGACCCUUCCGUGUGAUGGAGGCCUCUUCCAGCUGCAGUACAUGGACCUGGAGGAGUUCCUGACUGAGAACGGGAUGGGGAUGCACAGUAACGGGCCUAGCUCAACCAGCGCCCAAAUACCCUCCCAGAGUUCCCAGUCUGCAGUGCCGAACCAAAGCUCCCAGUGUCCUCCCACAUCUCCUCCACCUUGCUCCUCCUCUUCCUCCUCCAUGUCCUCUUCAUCCUCCUCCUCCUCGCUCCUCGGAUUGGAAACCGUUCAGCCACAGGCGCCACUGCCGCCACCUCAACAGCAGCAAAGCAUGAUGGGAGAUCCUGAGUUGCUAAAUGGUGGGCAAUCUGUGCCCCAGGAUCCCUCACCCACUUCCACCUGCCCUCCAGGGCCACCUGGACCUCCAGCUGGCGCCAACGGCAGCAGCGACAUCAUGGUGAACUUUGAUCCCGAUCCGGCAGACCUGGCACUGUCCAGCGUGCCAGGGCAGGAGGCGUUUGACCCACGGCGGCACCGUUUCUCGGAUGAUGAGCUGAAGCCUCAGCCGAUGAUCAAAAAGGCUCGCAAGAUGCUGGUCCCUGAUGAACAGAAGGACGAGAAGUACUGGAGCCGGCGUUUCAAAAACAACGAGGCAGCCAAGCGCUCGCGGGAUGCCCGACGACUGAAGGAGAACCAGAUCUCAGUACGCGCCGCCUUCCUGGAGCGAGAGAACGCUGCCCUUCGGCAGGAAGUGGCUGAUAUGAGGAAGGAGCUUGGCCGCUGCAGGAACAUCAUCAACAAGUAUGAGAGUCGUCACGGAGACUUGUGAGGCGGAGGAGGAGAACGUCAGAGGAAGGAGCUUGAGAGAAGGAGAAGUUGAGAAGAGGGUACGACCCAACAACAGCAGCACUUUAGUUGAAGUGGCGAGGGGGAAAGCUGGAGUAGAUCUGCAGUAAGCGCUGUGUGACACCGGGCACAAACACAACUAGUUUGGUCGAGUGUGUUCUAUUGCAGGAUGCCAUGACAGAAAAGCACAGUGAUGGCACUCCCCUAGUUUGACUGUUUGUAUUUGCUAUUUCACUAAAUCCACACUUUGUACUGUAUGGUCACACCGUGACACCCCAGCAGCGUCCGCCCCCCUCGAUGCUGUGUUUGUGCUCGGUGUUGCACUGCAUUUUUUGCAGGUAGUGCAUUCUGACCUGCUGCUCUUGCCAUUUCAAACAGGGUGUUGAGUUCACAGUAUGCCAGUGAAACCCACUUUUUAAGCUCAAGGCAUGGACAAUAGCCAGGAGAGAGAUGUGUAAUUGUUUUGGUUUUUUUUUUCUAUCACUAGUACAAAAAUCUUAUAUUUUUGAACUGGGCAGGAAGGCAAGACUAGUCAGGCAAAAUGGUGGAGAAGGAAGAUGUGCAGGGUAUUUGUCCAGAACGCAAAGAGAUUUUGACAAAUAAUUACUGUAUAUUUUUCUAUUAGCAGAGAUAUUAAGAGGAGGAUUUUAGAGACAAUCUUUUGUACAUUUUAUAUAUGCGGGGUAGGGUUGGGGAUUUCAGCUGGACAGUCACGGGGCCACAUAUAACUCUUUUCCUCUCAGCUGAUUAUUGCUAGAAAACAAAAGAUCUAUUUUCAAUGUUUGGGAACUGGUUAGUCAGAGGCAGAGGUGUAACAGAGAAUGUAUCAAGGUUGAAUCAGGUAUUUCACACAGAAAAGGCAAGGUAACUCAGUAACAAUUGUUUUUUUUUUCUGUGCAAUAAAGGGUGAUGGAAGCAUGACCAGAGGAAGAAACAAAACUGUAUAGCUUAAAAAAUCUUUAGUGUUCGUUUUUCCUUGUGAGCUCAUUUUGAGCACUUGUUUUCUUCUACUUUUAAUGAUCCUUUACUUUUUUGAAGGUGAAGGAGAAAAUAAAAAAAAAAAAAAAAGGAAAUAAUUAGCCAUCCAAACAGCUGGAUGUGAGCAGAUGUUUGAAAGUAAAGAAAAAAGAGCUAUGUAUUGCUGGCAGGUUUGCAUUUAAUUACGAUAUUAACUGCUCACGUGUACUUUCUAUUUACUCCUCAGUCAUGUCCAGGAUGUGCGCUAGCUGGUUUAGGGCUGUGACUGAAAAUGUCAGCAUGCAGACACAAACCAACACACAGACAUGCACAGUCAUUUGAAUCUUUAUUGUUGUUGGUGAUGUUGUUAUGGACUUCUAUGGUGCUGACCUGAUCCUCCACCUGACAAACACACAUGCAAACAGACUAUAAUCAUAUUCACACAUAUUCAAACACACAUCUCAGACACAUUACUGAACUGCCUAUACAUUUUAUUUGUCUUUGAUUCCUUUUUUAGUUCACUUUUUCUUUCUUUUGUUGUGUAUUGCAAUGAUAAAUCCUAUAUAGAUUUACACACAAACACUUUGUCUAUACCUCUCCUUCAAACUUCACCCACAGUUGUCACCUAAUAAGAAAGAGAAAAGCACCCUACAGCUACUGUACCAUACAACUGUAUUCACUAGAUAUAUAUAUAUAUCUAUAUAUCUAUAUAUAUAUAUACGUGUAUACGAUAUAUGCUUGAAUUAUGUGAUUAUAGUUGUAACAUACAUAAUUGAAUAUAUUACAGAAAAAAACAAGAUUUCUCUCAGGUGUUUCUUUUUUCUCUGAGGUAUUAAAUCUAUUUGAACAUGUUAAUAAAAACACACAGACACACAAAAAACAGAUUUUAUGGGAGUUUUUAUUGGAAAAAAAACACUUGUAGUUUAAUGUUUAGUUGUCAGUUUUAGCCCAGUUACCAACCAACUCAUUUCAUUGUUUUAGUGAAGGUUAAACAGCAGACACCUGACUGUUCACUAAGCCCCGCCCCACAGUUACUGUUGCUAUGCCCGUCAAGCUCUGGAUUCAGGGACUCCAUAUGUAGUUUAAAAAAAAAGAGAAACUGCAGCACCUGACAAUGUAAUAUUAAAGAUGACCUUUAGGUGCUGCUUCUUUAUAUUGGUAAUCCUUAAAAAAACAAUUUAUUUAAAAAAAUUUAAUCCUGAAAGAUGCACACUUUUUACCAAUGAGAAUUCUAGUGAUAACAGUUUAGCACUGCCUUCUUGUCCAAAUACAAUCACUUCUGACUCCAAAAAGCCCAGUUUGGUGGUAGCUGAAUGCUAACAUGCUAACAUGGAUAUUUUGCAAAAUAACCUCUUUCUUCUGUAUUUUCACUUCCCAUCAACCUGCAAACAGCAUUUUAGCUAAAAAACAUAGAUGUUAGCAGGUGAAGGUUCCUAAUUUGCACAUGCCCUCUAUUGUUUUACUUAUCAAUCAGACUCUGAAUCCCACAACAAUUUCUUCUGCAAUGUUUUGAAUCUUCUUCCAUAGCAUUUCAUGUCAAUAGAGACGUUAUCAUCACCUACAGGUAUGGCAUAUGAACUGCAGUGUGUUUUUUUUUUUUUUUGGUGGUGGUGGGGAUGGGGUUCUAAUUAUUGUCUGAAUUAAGAUAUUAAUACGUAUUCAAAGUAAA